Molecule: messenger RNA, 1965 nt
Organism: Gadus morhua (Atlantic cod)
Lineage: Eukaryota; Metazoa; Chordata; Actinopteri; Gadiformes; Gadidae
Gene: agps
Product: alkylglycerone phosphate synthase
Exons: 10
Coding region: 383-1282 (299 amino acids)
Biological process (GO): lipid biosynthetic process
Cellular component (GO): peroxisome
Molecular function (GO): alkylglycerone-phosphate synthase activity; FAD binding
Source: RefSeq, a predicted model, not a curated record
CUCCCUGUUUGUUUAAAUUGUUUAGUCGUACUGGUCCAGUAUAGAUUUCGGUGUGAUAAGCUUUUGGUAUUUCUAAAGAAGUUGCAAUGAAUUGCUGUAACACACAUGCAUACAUACAUAUGUAUGUCGUUAACACAGAUCUAUACUGUCCGAUAGCAUCCUCCAUUACCUCUCGCUCACGAUGGGGAAAUGAGUAAUGCUUCCCCUUCCAGUAACUGUUUUGCAACAGUAACCACUUUUUGUAAUCCAAAUGUCCCACUAUCGUACGAUGGCUACAUGAAUACAUGUUGCAGGGGAUACUACUUUAUUUGAGUGCUAACAUAAUUUCCUCUCGGAUCCCAGUGUUACUGAGUGGUACUAACCUUGAACAAGGCAGGAGGUGAUGAAGUGGAAUGGCUGGGGCUACAGUGACUCCAGGUUCCACUUCAACAAGAAAGGCCAAGCAGAGUUCACCGGCAAAAGGUAUAAACUAAGCGGGAUGAUUAUGCCGAGUUUGAAAGAGUGGUUCGAAGGAACGUUUGGAGCCAACGUCCAGCAUAAAAGCUUUGCAUCAGCGGUCCCGAGCCCCGGGGCGGUGAAGCCCCCCGCCCUGAACCAGGCCUUCGUGGAGGGGGUCCAGUCCACGGGGGUCCCCUUCUCCUCGGACGCAGAGGACCGGGUCUUCCGGGGCCACGGACACUGCCUGCACGAGAUCUUCGCCCUCCGAGAGGGCAGGGUGGGACGGGUGCCGGACAUGGUGGUGUGGCCGAACUGCCACGACGACGUGGUGAAGAUCGUAGAGCUGGCGUGCAAGCACAAUGUUUGUUUAAUACCAUAUGGUGGUGGGACCAGUGUCUCCAGCGCUCUGGAGUGCCCCCUGGAGGAGACGCGCUCCAUCGUAUCCCUGGAUACCUCUCAGAUGAACCGCAUAUUGUGGAUUGAUGAGAAGAACUUAACUGCCCACGUUGAGGCCGGCAUCGUGGGCCAGGACCUGGAGAGACUGCUGGGCGAGAGCGGCUACUGUACGGGCCACGAGCCGGACUCCAUGGAGUUCAGCUCCCUGGGAGGCUGGGUCGCCACGCGCGCCUCGGGCAUGAAGAAGAACAUCUACGGCAACAUCGAGGACCUGUUGGUCCACGUGAGGAUGGUGACCCCGAAGGGGGUGAUGGAGAAGAGCUGCCUGGUUCCCCGUAUGUCCUGCGGCCCUGACAUCCACCACUUCAUCCUGGGCUCAGAAGGUACGGCAUGGGUGUGCUUCUCGGAGUGUGUGCGUCUCGGGAGUGUGUGUGUGUGUGUUCUGUGAUGUAGUAACAGAGGAGGCCAACAGCAGGUGGAUCCUCACGGCUGGCGACGUGUUUAACAUUAACCAGCCGCGAUGGAACGUGUGUGUGUGUGUGUGUGUGUGUGUGUGUAUGUGUGUGUGUCCUGGUUAGGGAACUGCAAGUGCCAUCCCAGCUCCUGCUGUAGCGCGGUGUCCUUGUGUCGGCCCACAGAGAGUAGUCCUGCCAUAUGCCAGCUGCUCACAAACAUGUGCAUGUAACACACAGACACACACACACACACAGACACACACGUGCAUAACGAGGAGGUGCUGGGACUGUUGGCAGCGCAGUGUUCAACAGCUGCGGAGGUGAACUCUGCGAUUGCCCUACAGAGCUCACUACUGGCUACUUGGGGAUGACUGGUGCACAUCUCCUCUGUAAUUCAUCUCUGUGGGCGUAAAAGGCCCAUCUGUCAGAGGGCCAGACCAAAUGUGUCACGUUUUAAAGUGUUGAAUUCAUGCCUGGAAACGGAGGCCACCGGGGGAUGUGUUCCGGUCCGUGUGCCUCCGUGCGAGGGCUGUUGGACAGACCUUUGAGUGUGUGAAUGAAUGAUUGAAUAAUAAUUGUUUGACAUUCAGCGGUCAAACAUUGUUAACUACAACACUCCGCAGCAAAGGCACCUGUAAUGUGUAGUUUAAAGGCCCUGGAUCGAAAUAAAUGUAAU